GUGCAAUCUAGCUCAGAAAAAAUUCGAAAGUCAGCUUAAAACAUCUGGCUGUUUUCCAUAAAAUACGAAAGCUAGUGACCGGUUCGCUAUAUAUAAAUUUACAUAGAUUUUUGGCUCAGUAGAUCUAAAUCUCCAUAACAAAGCAUACAAAAGAAAUGUAGAUUCACUCAUUCUGAUUUCCAGGCCGUCAGUUCGCAUAUUGAUGAUGUGAAAAUACAUGUGGUGUUUGUGCUAAUAGAUUCUUCGAAAAGAUGCAUUACGUUCGGGAAGGAAAAUUAUAUUAGCCCUGUUUUAUAUUUAAAACAUACGGCGUUAUAGAAGAAUAACGAUUUUAAGAUUUUGUUUAAAAGAAUCUACUAAUCUAAGUCAAAUUGUGCAUUUUCACCUGCAUAUAACUAGUGGAGUAGCUAUUGCAUCCAGCUUUUCAUUUUGCAAGUGUUAAGAUAAGAUAAUUAAGUUAUCAUUAUAUCAUCAAAUUGUGAACACGUUAAAUAACUUCAGUAAAAUAAUAAGACAUAUGCAAACGUGCAUGAAGGUAUUGUCAGUUUUAGUUUCAUUCCGGUAUGUUGUGAGGGUGUAAAAAAUUUGCUUUAUCUAUAAGACGCCUUUAAAAAUUCAGGCAUGUCACAGUGUUAAGGUUUUUGUUGUUUUCACACGCACAGCCAGAACAGAAUUUUUCAGAGAUGGUUGUCCAUUCCCUCUCUUCAGAUAUUAAUCUAAUUAAGAAAAAGGGAGAGAUAGCUUCCGACAUUAUGAAGAUUCCUAUGAAACUGUACCUUAUAGUAUUUGUAUGCGCAACAAUUUUAUUCGUUCAAUACCACAUUUAUUCUCCUUAUGCUACUAAUGAAUAUUCCUACGACCGAAAAAUGCCAUGUGAAGCUAUAGCAAAUAAAAUAACACCUGAUCUUCCUCCCUUGUACAUAAUAACACCAACCUAUAGAAGGCCAGAACAACUGGCCGAGUUGACUCGGAUGUCUCACACUCUAAUGCUAGUACCAAAUUUAAUAUGGCUUGUGAUUGAAGACGCUUACAGUACUAACGGUUUGGUUGAAGAUAUUUUGAAACGAUCCGGAAUUAGGUACCAUUAUAUGAUAGCGCCGAUGCCAGUGCAGUACAAAAAGAAAACUAAGGGUCCUAGGCCAAGAGGAGUAUCCAACCGCAACAAAGGCCUGGAAUGGAUACGCGAGAAUGCUUACAAUGGAGUGUUUUAUUUUGCCGAUGACGAUAAUACGUAUGAUUUGGAUUUAUUUAGCGAGAUUCGAUACACCAAAACAGUGUCAAUGUUUCCUGUGGGAUUGAUAACCAAAGCAGGAGUGAGUUCACCGAUAGUGAAGAAUGGUACAUUCAGAGGAUUUUACGAUGGUUGGAUUGGAGGCCGAAAAUUUGCAGUUGACAUGGCAGGAUUUGCAGUUUCUGUUCAGUUUUUGUUAACCAGACCUCAAGCUUCCAUGCCAUAUAAGCCAGGAUUCGAAGAAGAUGGUUUUUUGAAGAGUCUUGCACCAUUCGAGCCAUUUGAAGCGGAAUUAUUGGCUUCCAACUGUACAAGAAUUUUGGUAUGGCACACGCAAACGAAGAAAAAUGAACCUGCUUGGUCGUUGGAUUAUACUAGGCAUAACAACACGAACUUAAUAGCCCUCAAAAAUAUAUUGGUUUGAAUUCAGACUGGUGGAUACUGAAACUGGAAAUAGCAAAGAUAUUGCGCGUACUUAUAUCCAGAGUUUUCCGAAUGAAAAACACUCUCUAUUUUCUUUUGGUAACCAACGACACCUUGGGGCUUCAGAUCAACCAUGAUCUGCAUGUGCACUAAGUGCGUAUCAAGCAUAUAAGAAUAUUAUUUAGAGUGGGUUUCUCUACUCGCCAAUUAUACAUCUUCAUCUUACAUAUCUCCACUUAUUUAUCUUCCAUGUUAUUGUCAUCUUGUUAACUAAUGCGACAAGGCUAUAUAACACCUAAUGAUCUUUAUGCAAUGGAAUUAUGGAAAAAUAUUCAAGAUCUGAAUGGAAACGAAAUUAAUCAUUGAAAAAUUAUAUAAUGAGCACACAGGAACAACUCGUCAAAUCUUGAAUAUAUUCUCAGCGUGAUUUACGGAGACCGUGCAUUAGACGGUUUUCUUUGUAUAAAAUUGAGAUAUAUCCAGAACUGUAACAGAUAAGUUAACAAAACCAGGCAAUAGGAAGGACAAUCCAACCAUGCUAAAAAAAUAAGGGUUUACACUUAAAAUAAGAAAGUUAUAUUAUACUUUGCAUGCACCAUGUACAGCCAGAGGGUUAAAUGUAUUUCAAAUGGCUUCGGCGCAAAAUUUUAAGUUUCGAAAACAACUGCAGCAAAGUUGGAAAACUUCUACGGUCUACGUAAAUCACCCUGUAUAGAUACUCACAUAUACCUAAGCUUGAAAAGGUGAAGCCUAAAGUUAUCUAUUUAAACUAUUCUAAUUGUUAUUGGAAAACAAUGCUGUUAUUUUUGGUUCUUGUUAUUGGUUUUUACGAUUGAUGCCUCGAAUAAUUCGAAAUGUCCUCAAGUGAAUUGCGAGAAGGUUGAUUUUGUACCUGAACAAAAAUACAGCAAUGACAAAAGAAUAUUUACAAUCGACUGUUUUAAUUCAGUGAAAAUGACCACUGGAAAUGGAAGAUUUGAGGCAAUUGCCCUUCAGUGAUAAACUGACGAUUGUAAUUUCUCCAUUAGGCUAGGGAGUUACACCAGUAGCAAAAACUACCCUCUUUGGCCAUUUCACUGUUAAUGGCUCAAUUAGGUUGGUUAAUUAAGAGUUGAAUAAAGUAGCUACCUAGCCUAUGGUAUUUAUUUUUGUAUAAUAGCUGAUGUUUGGCUUAGUAUUAAGAAUUACUGUAAAAAAAUCGCAAAUGCCUUGCCUUCGCUAUUCCGUAGGUAGAUGAAACAGUUUUCAUUUAUUUCCACUAAAUCAUUGGAAGAUUGACGAAAAUUAAUUUAUCAAAUUUCGUAGAGCUUUCGUUCUUUUGCAUAGUACAAGUAUUAACCUGAACACAAGUCAACUUCCAGGUAAAUGUAACUAAAUGGGUGAUAACCAAAGAAUGGUAGAACUUCUAAUAAAAAAAUUACGUAGACAAGUGCUAUAUGGUUGAAUUUUUUAGUGUUCCUAUUGAACAAAAUAGGAAGCCCAAGCACAAUGAUUGUGUAAUCUUGCGAGAAACAAUUCAGUCCCUACUUUUAAUACAUUAGAAUAUCAAGCGCCUAUAGUCUGUUCGAGGUUUUAGUGCAUCAUACACCAACAGUUUGUUUAUUUCCUGCAAAAUUAUCUUAUAAUUAUUAAAAAUUGUAUUUCGAAUUACUUGGCACAAGCUGUUAUUUAAUUUUAAUACUUGAAUAUUUCUAAACGGAAACUCAACUAUUACGCGCAAUGAUAACCAAUGCUCAAUACGGCCCUGUUCAAAUGCUUAAUAAAAUUUUUAAAAAGCGCGCGAAAAUAAUUUUUAUAAAUUGCAACACCCAAUGCAUUUAUCUUAUAUUGAGCAAGUGUUGAGUAAGACCUCGACAAAGAUGAUUGUGAUACUUUUUAUAAGAAUAAAAGAUUGUCAAGUAUCCAUAUCCCAUUUUGAUUUGCUGUUUUAUUGAAAAUGGGGCUAUGGACGACUUUUUUACUUACACUAUAUACCUAUAUUAGGAUAUUAUAUUAUACACAAUCAGUAGGAAAUAAAGUGAUAUUUAUCUGAAAA
Messenger RNA from Dendroctonus ponderosae (mountain pine beetle), 3689 nucleotides. Its product is annotated as galactosylgalactosylxylosylprotein 3-beta-glucuronosyltransferase P. NCBI's taxonomy places the organism in Eukaryota, Metazoa, Arthropoda, Insecta, Coleoptera, Curculionidae. Gene Ontology annotation, biological process: carbohydrate metabolic process; chondroitin sulfate proteoglycan biosynthetic process. The transcript has 6 exons. The coding region runs from base 684 to 1655 and encodes 323 amino acids. The record is from RefSeq and is a predicted model, not a curated record. Gene Ontology annotation, molecular function: galactosylgalactosylxylosylprotein 3-beta-glucuronosyltransferase activity. Gene Ontology annotation, cellular component: Golgi membrane.